AUGGAUCCAAUUAAAAUUCAGCCACUCGGAGUCCGUCACGUGGUGGCCAUGCCUUGGCCCGGAAGAGGUCACAUUAACCCGAUGAUGAAUCUCUGCAAACGCCUCGUCCGUCGAGACCCUAACCUCAUCGUCACUUUUGUCGUCACUGAAGAAUGGCUCGGUCUCAUCGGAUCUAACCCAAAACCUGACUCCAUUCACUUCGCUACUCUCCCCAAUCUCAUCCCCUCCGAGCUUGUUCGGGCCAACGACUUAACCACUUUCAUCGACGCCGUCUUCACCAGAUUGGAAGAGCCGUUCGAGCAGCUGCUUGACAACCUCAGUUUUCCAGCUCCGAGUGCAAUCAUCGCCGACACUUACGUCCUUUGGGCAGCGAGUGUCGGAACACGAAAGAAUAUUCCGGUAGUUUCUCUCUGGACGAUGUCUGCCACGAUGCUCUCCGUCUUACUUCACUUUGAUCUAGGGCCUGUUCGUUUGAUCAUUCAGCUAGAUCAUCUGGCUGGAUCAGCUGAAUGA
Messenger RNA from Microthlaspi erraticum, 513 nucleotides. Lineage: Eukaryota; Viridiplantae; Streptophyta; Magnoliopsida; Brassicales; Brassicaceae. The record is from the annotation of a GenBank genome assembly.